Molecule: messenger RNA, 2436 nt
Organism: Castor canadensis (American beaver)
Lineage: Eukaryota; Metazoa; Chordata; Mammalia; Rodentia; Castoridae
Source: RefSeq, a predicted model, not a curated record
CACUGCUAUGCUUCUAAAGAAAGAAGAAAAGGAGAUGUGUAAUUUAUGCAGCAUGCAUGAACAUACUCUACAGCAGACAAUGUCAACCAUUCAAGAUACCAAAGCAACAGACAUUGCUGCAGGAGGGGAACUAAAUGUCAUAGAAACAGCUACUGUUUCUUCCACAAAUGAAGAGGAAAGUCAUUACACAAACCAGGUCCAGUUAAAAGAAAAUAAAAUACAUAUAAAUUCUGAGUUAGUGAAAAAAGAAAACAAUGCAUCAUUGAAUGGAAAUGUAAUAGGGCAAGAAGAGUCACAGAACACAAUGUUCCCAGAUAAUGUAGAAAAUGAAAAUGAUAAACAAAUGGAACACAUGACUGCUGAGAACACUAAUGGCAACAAGGAAGAGAUUCAUGAUGUAAUCCAGACAACAGAAAGAGAAAUUCAAAAGACCUCAGAAACCCAAAGAGAAGAGAUUACUGCAUUCUCAACCACAUGGAAUAUCUUUAAUAAAGAUGGGAAUAAUCUUCCCAAGGAUUCAGAAAGUCUAAAGCAAAAGAAUAACAUAAUGGAAAAGGAAUACCUUGAUGUGUUGAGUGAUGGGACUGAUCCCCAAGUGUCUUGUUACCUAACAGCACCAUCCUAUGUCCUACAACAACUAGAAUGCUGGAUAAGUAACAGCAUGAGUUCUUUAAUAGUGAAUGAUAAUGAAGAGUUGGUCAGUAAUGUCAUCACUGUUGAAUGCUCAGAUAAGGAGAGGAGAAUUCCAUUUCCAAUUUGCAUUGCAAUCCCAUUUAUUGCACGUUACAGGGGAAAUUACAGAGACAUCAUGGUGAAAGUAUCUGACAAAAACCUUCAAUCAAGUUACCUAACCCCAAAUUCACUGGAAGGAAUGAAAGGAAGUUACAAGGGGACCUGUGCUGCAGUGAAAGUUUACAAAUUGGGUAUGUUUUCUGUAGUGUCUUGUUUAAAGAAGGAGUCUUUCACAGUGACAAAGAAAGGCCUCACUCUGAAGUCAAGCAUGGAUUCCAGAAUAUCCUUAAUUUACCCUCCAGGAGUUUUCAGCUCACCAGUGCUCGUCCAAUUAAAGAUCCAACCAGUUGACCCAUCUCUGCUGGCACAUUUAAAAACACAGGAAGAUGCAGCCCACUCAGUACUGUCCACGAGCCCUCUGAUUCACAUUCAGCACCCAUCAACUCAUCCCUUUCAGAAGCCAGUCACUGUAUUCUUACCUUGUUCUCCACAUCUUGAUAAGAAGAGUCUCGGGGCUGAGGAAGAUCAGAAAAGAACAGCUAGUGCCACAGCAAGCAGGAUCACACCCAUACCUUUAUAUUUUCACCGGACCAAAAGUGCUUCCAUAAGAAAACCUGGGAACAAUGCCUGUGAAGCUUUCAGAUUACUGGGAAUCAGAAGCCAAGACAGUGGUUGGUUUGGGCUUGAUGAUGUUAUGGUGAGAACUACUCAGAGUGGCUUGAUAUCGUUUGAAUUAUAUGAACAUUUAGAGAGGUUUAUUGUGCUCUACCUCUCUCCCAUUGUGGACAAUAGCCCCCUGGUUUCUUUUGUGAAGUCUUUAGAGGAAGCCUUACUCAGCACUACUGCCUGUGUAGUACUGUCACACCAGAAGGAUAAUCCACACAAAGUAGUUAUUUUGGUGGUGUCUUGUAAAGAUUUAAGCCAGGCACUUAGGAGCUUGCCCUUGGAAGGAUUCGGAGGACUUGUGGAGACAUCUCAUCAGUUCCAAGUAAGAGAAGGAGAGCAACUGCUUUUAAGGUUUACUGGAAAUAUAUUUGGUUCAAGUAAUGGGAAGGAUUAUGGAAAAGAUUACAAACUUAUUUUUCACUUGCAAAGAAAACCCAGACUGGAACUCCAAAUCAAAGAGGUGGAUGAAUUUGGGAACUAUAGCUGCCCUCAUUAUAAGGGCAGCAUUGUAGUUUAUAAAGUACCUAGAGAAAAGAUAGUCCCCAACCUGGAUCAAUCUAUACCUCAUGAAAACCAUUAUCAGUUGCCAAUUUGCAAAUUACCAUUGAGAUUGCCAAAGCAUGAAAAAUUAAUCAGUCGUCCACAGAGUACCAAAAGAAUUUCUACAGAUCCUCUAGAGGCCACUCUGGGAUAACUUGCUCCACUGGCUGGCAGAGGAGCUCUCAGAAGAAGGUGCUGAGGCCCUCACCGCGUCCCUGCCUCUGCGCCGCAGCACCGUGCAGCUCAUCAAACUCAAGCACCCAGCUGAUCUCACAGAACAGAUCCAGGAACUUCUUUGCUUCUGGAAAAGAUCGCUCCCAACUUCCACAGACAAACUUCGCCUCCUGGCUCGGCAUCUCCGCAAGGUGGGCAGGAGUGAUCUUGCAGAAGAGCUCAGGUUCAAGUGGGAAAAUAAAGUGUUCACCGAGUCCCAGCCGUGGUUUGAUACGAGAUGUAGUAGAAAACCGGGUCACUCUUUCUUUUGUCCCAGAAAAUGGC